Molecule: messenger RNA, 1281 nt
Organism: Ramularia collo-cygni
Lineage: Eukaryota; Fungi; Ascomycota; Dothideomycetes; Mycosphaerellales; Mycosphaerellaceae
Exons: 3
Coding region: 1-1281 (426 amino acids)
Biological process (GO): protein polyubiquitination; ubiquitin-dependent protein catabolic process; positive regulation of proteasomal ubiquitin-dependent protein catabolic process
Cellular component (GO): cytoplasm; ubiquitin ligase complex
Molecular function (GO): ubiquitin protein ligase activity; ubiquitin conjugating enzyme binding; zinc ion binding
Source: RefSeq, a predicted model, not a curated record
AUGAGCUUCAAUCGGCAGCAGCCUCCUAGUCGCAAGCGCGGCUAUACGACAUUCAAGCGAGAAGUUGAAGAAGGCGGUCAAGAAGUGAUCGAUCUCGAUGGUGAUGGUAGUGCCCUUCCACCUAUGAAGAAGCGGAAGCGAACCAUCGAAGUCAUCGACUUCACUCAGAACGACAGUGGCGACGAUGAAGACAAGCCGAUCUUCAGCCCUGCGUCCGAGCGGGAUAGGAAAUAUCUCCCAUUCACUUCCGCCAUCAAAACUUCCACAUGUAUGAGUUGCGACGAAACCAAGUCGAAAGAUGCCUUCAUCGAUGCCAAGCAGGAUACUCAAUCGCUGGCGGCCUUUGGAGGAGCAAUCUGUCGCCGGUGUUGGGAAGCCUCCCUGUCAGCUGRAAGGGCUAUCGUGGCACAGAAGAAAGAACAAGAAUGCUCGAUCUGUUACGAUACGGUUCCCGCUCACGCUAUCCCAACCUCGCCGCAUGGAGGUGCUCGCAACCACACAGUCUGCACAUCGUGCUGGGAACGCCAUCUGCAUACGGAAAUCGAGAGGAAGGCUUGGGAUAAACUGACGUGUCCGCAAGAUAGUUGUGGACAGGUUCUCACGUAUGGCGAGAUUGCCGUGUUGGACGAGCGGUUCGAGAGGGCGAUUGAACCGAUUCUCGCGGCGCAGGCAACAGCCUCCUACCUGAAGCAAGACAAGGCCUACUUCGCUUGUCCAUCAGCGACCUGCAAAUCUGGAAACUUCCUCGGCGACAACGACGAGGAUGUGAUCUUCACCUGCGAGGCCUGCGACUUUGUUUUCUGUUUGGCUUGUGAGGUUCCCAUGCACACCGGAAAGUCUUGUGAAGAUUAUCAGGACAGUAUCCAUGGAGACUCGCGUAGAAGAGCAGAGGAAGCAGCUUCGAAAAAAUUGGUGGAUGGAACCUACAAGACGUGUCCAAACAAGAAGUGCGGCAGCAAGUUGGAACUGAUGUCAGGUUGUGAUCACGUUGUUUGUCUGCACUGCAAGCGAAAAUUCAACUGGUCCAGUGUACGGGAUCCAGCAGCUGGUCAGCGGCAACCGAGAUCGAUGGCAGAUCGCCUCGCGGAUCUCGACAGAGCCAGAUUUCCAUGGGAUGCGGGUAGGCGUCCUGUAACUAUACCACGACCAGAAGCCACGCCGGAUCAUGUGGCGAGAAUCCAGGAAGCGCUGCAGCAGCAACGGCAAGCUCGAGAGAGGUACGAGGCGGCGAUGGACCGACUAAGCACUCCGGCGCGGCCUCCAACUCGACGUCGGAGAUGA